Abrus precatorius (Indian licorice) is the source of this 459-nucleotide messenger RNA. RefSeq names its product desiccation protectant protein Lea14 homolog. The record is from RefSeq and is a predicted model, not a curated record. Gene Ontology annotation, cellular component: cytosol. NCBI's taxonomy places the organism in Eukaryota, Viridiplantae, Streptophyta, Magnoliopsida, Fabales, Fabaceae. The transcript has 2 exons. The coding region runs from base 1 to 459 and encodes 152 amino acids. Gene Ontology annotation, biological process: response to desiccation.
AUGUCGCAGUUGCUUAAUAAAGCCAAGAACUUCGUGUCGGAGAAAAUCAAUGACGUGGCCAAGCCAGAGGCGAGUGUCACCGACGUGGACUUCAAACGUGUGAGCAAAGAUAGCAUCGAGUACUUGGCCAAGGUAUCGGUUCACAAUCCAUAUUCAACUCCUAUACCUAUCUGUGAGGUCAAGUACUCUUUCCAAAGUGCAUCCAGGGAGAUAGCAUCAGGGACAAUCCCUGACCCAGGAUCGUUGAAGGCAAAGAACACCACGAUGGUGGAUGUGCCUGUGAAAGUGCCAUACAGCAUAUUGGUGAGCUUAGCAAAGGAUAUUGGAGCUGAUUGGGACAUAGACUACCAAUUGGAUUUGGGUCUUAUUAUUGACGUUCCUGCCAUUGGCAACCUCACUAUUCCCCUCUCUCACAAGGGAGAGGUCAAGCUACCAACCCUCUCUAAUAUGUUUGCUUAG